GGGGGAAGUCAUUUUGAUUCUGCGCUCCAUAUCCACGCUAUGACAGCAUACGCUUGACUAGAGCCAAAAUGGCGUCAGUUUCCCCGAUUCUAGUUGCAACUCCCUUCUUUCCCAUUCCAUCGGUUAAUAAUGGCGUCCCACAGUACAGGGGGCAGGGUGUCUUGCGGGAGAGAUUUGAAUUGUGUGCCCGAGGUUGCUGACACACUUGCAGCGGUCGCUAAACUUGGGUUUGACUUCUUGUGCAUGCCCCUCUUCCACCCGAGGUUCAGGAGGGAGUUUGAGUUGGAUCCCGCCAAAGUCCGAUCUGGAGCACAUACACGCUCAGACCUGCUACUUUGUGGGCGAGACUGGAACACUCUGGUUGUUGGAAAGCUUUCUCCGUGGAUCGAGACAGACUCAGAGGUGGAGACGGAGCGCAGGAAUUCAGAAGCGGCUCUGGUCCAGGAGCUGAACUUCUCAGCGUAUCUGGGUCUGCCAGCCUUUAUGAUCCCUCUGAAGGGCCCUCACUGUGCCAACCUGGCCCGCGUGCUGCUCAACCACAUCCAGACUGGACACCACUCCUGCAUGUUCUGGAUCCGGGUCCCCCUGAUUUCCUCUGAUGAUAUGCGUGAUGACAUCAUCGAGAAUGAGCAAACGAAACACACAGAUGAUGGCAGUAAUGACGAGAAGACCUGGGCCUGGUGGCAUUCAUUCAGAACUCUUUGUGACUACAACAAGAGAAUCUGUUUAGCCAUUGAGGUUGGAGCAAACAUGCCCACCAACGCUGUGAUCGACAAGUGGCUUGGAGAGCCAAUUAAAGCAGCUAUUCUUCCCACCAGGAUCUUUCUGACCAAUAAAAAAGGGUUCCCAGUCCUUUCAAAAGCCCACCAGCAAAUCAUCUUCCGUCUAUUCAAGCUUGAUGCCCAGUUCAUCUUCACUGGCACCAGUCGUCACAGUGAGAAGGACUUCCGCUCUUACUUGCAGUACCUUGAAUACCUCAACCAGAACCGCCCUGCCCCCAAUGCCUAUGAACUGUUCGCCAAGGGUUACGAGGAUUACCUACAGUCUCCUCUUCAGCCUCUUAUGGACAAUCUGGAGUCUCAGACAUAUGAAGUGUUUGAGAAGGAUCCCAUCAAAUACUCCCAGUACCAGCAGGCUGUGUAUAAGUGUUUAAUGGACAGAGUCCCAGAGGAGCAGAAGGAGACCAAUACACAGGUGUUGAUGGUGCUGGGUGCUGGGAGAGGUCCUUUGGUCAAUGCCUCCCUGCGGGCCGCCAAGCAGGCUGACAGAAAGCUCCGUAUCUACGCCGUGGAGAAGAACCCCAACGCUGUCGUAACGCUUGAGAACUGGAAGUUUGAGGAGUGGGGCGAUCAGGUGACCGUAGUGUCAUGUGACAUGAGGGAGUGGGCGGCGCCUGAGAAGGCGGACAUCAUCGUCAGCGAGCUGCUCGGGUCCUUCGGGGACAAUGAGCUGUCCCCAGAGUGUUUAGAUGGAGCACAGAACUUUCUCAAAGAUGGCGGGGUGAGCAUCCCCUGUUCCUACACCUCCUUCCUGGCCCCCCUCUCUUCCUCCAAGCUGUAUAACGAGGUCCGGGGGUGCAGGGAGCGGGACAAGGACCCUGAGUGCCACUUUGAGACCCCUUACGUAGUCCGACUCCACAACUUCCACCAGCUGGCAGAGCCCAAGGCCUGCUUCACCUUCAUUCACCCUACCACAGAUAUGAACAACAACCGGUAUCAGUGCCUCAGAUUCUCUGUGGGGUGUAACACAGUGCUGCAUGGCUUUGCUGGAUACUUUGAGACCACACUCUACGGAGAUGUCACACUCAGUAUCAAGCCAGAGACCCACUCUCCUGGAAUGUUCUCCUGGUUCCCCAUCCUCUUCCCUCUCAAACAACCGAUCCCUGUGACGAAGGAUGAUGACGUCGUGGUGAGGUUCUGGAGGUGUAACAAUGGGAAGAAGGUGUGGUACGAAUGGGCCGUGACAGAGCCCUCAUGCUCCGCUAUCCACAACCCAGCAGGACGAUCCUACACCAUCGGCCUGUGAAGAUGUCACACCCACAUACACACACAUGCAUACAGACGCAAUUAAACAGGCACUUAGUUGCAAAUGAAGUUGAGGUAGUCUUGCUCAAAAGGUCUAGCAUUUUACCUAUUCACCUGUAAUCAUGAGCCUGCUCAUACCAUGAAACCUACAGACCGGGGCCAAAUUGAAGGUUUAGAAACCUACAGACCGGGGCCAAAUUGAAGGUUUAGAAACCUACAGACCGGGGCCAAAUUGAAGGUUUAGAAACCUACAGACCUGGGUCACGGUGAGGCUUUAGAGCUGGGAAUAAGAACCCAAUCAAUGGUUUUGAUGGGGACCGAUUUUGAGGCUGUUAAUUUACAGUAUAGUUAGGAGUCAGUUUCAGGCAUGGACUAUCAUCCACAUACAUUCCCAUACCUAUUGAGUUUAAGUUACUUAUUUUGCCGGCAGUCAAGAGAUCCCCAAUGGCAGUAUUCAGACAGGCAGCUGAAUUUUGAUAUUUUUUUCACUAAUUGUUCUUUUGACCAAUCAGAUCAUCUAUGAAAAAUAUCUGAUGUGAUUGGUCAAACGACCUAUUCCAUACUAUAACGGAUCGAUGAAAUGGCUCUACAUUGUAACUCAACACACUUAAACUGGUUAGAACUCCGAUACAGCAGUGUGUAGGAGAUGGGCUGUUCAGGUCAUAUGUUUUUCAGGUGUUCAUUUCUUUUUGUUACGUUUGUCGGAUCCAUAUUGUCAAUAAAGACAAUUACUAGCAA
Oncorhynchus tshawytscha (Chinook salmon) is the source of this 2762-nucleotide messenger RNA. RefSeq names its product protein arginine N-methyltransferase 5. The transcript has 16 exons. NCBI's taxonomy places the organism in Eukaryota, Metazoa, Chordata, Actinopteri, Salmoniformes, Salmonidae. The record is from RefSeq and is a predicted model, not a curated record. Gene Ontology annotation, cellular component: nucleus; cytosol. Bases 130 to 2025 code for a protein of 631 amino acids. Gene Ontology annotation, biological process: peptidyl-arginine N-methylation; regulation of DNA-templated transcription.